AUGAAGACGACAAGUGCAUAUCCAAUGAAAUUACCACAUAUACCUGCAACAAAACGUGGCCGUCAAACUAAUCAAUUACAAUAUAUGACAAAAGUCCUGAUAAAAGUAUUACUCAAACAUGAAUUUUCCUGGCCAUUUCAAAAACCUGUUAAUCCAGUUAGACUUAAUCUACCAAAUUAUUCUAACAUUGUUCGAUAUCCAAUGGAUCUCAGUACAAUUAAAAAACGACUUGAAACCAAUUAUUAUUAUAGUUCCAAAGAAUGUAUUACUGAUUUAAAUUUAAUGUUUACUAAUUGUUACUUGUAUAAUAAACCUGGCGAAGAUGUUGUAGUUAUGGGAACAGCACUUGAAAAAUUUCUCUAUGAAAAAUUAGCUGAAAUGCCACCAGAUGAAACUGAAAUCGUACCUCAUGCAUCGAAAUCAUCUACAUCAAAACCAGGUGGCGAUGGAAAUGUUUCAGUUUCUGCAACUUCACCAUCAACUCCAAGUGAACAUAUUAAUUCACCAUUACCAUCUCCAUCGACACGCUCUGUAAAUAGUACUCAUCCUAAUGGUACUAAUAUGUUGUCUCGUAAUCGUACAUCAUCAACAACAAAUCCUAGUGCUGUAACAUCUCCAUUUUCUCCAUUAAAUAAUAAUUCAAAUCAUAUUGAUCAAAAUAGUCAAUCAAUGUCUCCCAAAUUAUUACCCGACCAACCAUCAAUACCUAGUUCAACAUCACUUACAAAUUUUGAUUCAACGGUAUCUAAUUUCAAACGUAAAAAUGAAUUAGAAGAUGAUUCAACAACAAAACGAACGAGUGGUGCUGUUGGUACAUUAAAACGUGUUAAAUAUGAUAAUAGUUUUUCAAAUGAUUCAUCAGCUAAACGAUCAAAAAAUCGUAUGACGGAACAGUUAAAAUUUUGUUUAAAUAUCGUCAAAGAUUUAUUACAUAAAAAAAAUAUGACAUUUGUUUGGCCAUUUGCUAAACCUGUUGAUGUUAAAAAUCUUAAUCUAUCUGAUUAUUAUCAAAUUAUUAAAAAACCAAUGGAUCUUGGUACCGUCAAGAGAAAACUUGAAACGCGUGAAUAUGCAUCACCUGAUGAAUUUGCAACGGAUGUUCGACUGAUAUUUAGUAAUUGUUAUCUUUAUAAUGGACCACAUACAGAUGUUGUUGCUAUGUGUAAAAAAGUUGAACAAUUAUUUGAAGAUAAAUUUGCGAAAUUACCUGAUGAACCAGCAAUAACACAUAUAGAUAUUGAUCCAUUACCAACAACAUCAUCAUCAAAUGCACGUAAUAAUGGUUUAAUGUCAUCAACAUCAUCGACAACACGAAAACGUAAACGUCAUUCAUCGAAACAUAAUAGUAGUGCUGGUGGACAUACAUCAUCCAUGAUAACAAGUUCAGAUGAUGGCGCAUCAAGUGAUGAUAGCGCUGAAGAAACUGAAAAUACUCGAGAAAAUACUCUACGACAAUUAUAUGCUCUUCAAGAACAAGUGAAAACUAUUGGUAAUACAUUAACAUAUUUAAUUCAACAGACAAAUGAUCGUAUUACAUUACGUUCUAAACGUAAAGGAGGGAAACGAAAUAAAACGAAAGGAAUUGGUUUGGAUACAUUACCUUUUAAUAGUACAUCAAAUGAGUUAAAUCGUUUAUCGAUGUUAUCACCGACACAUUCAUCUAUGAUAUCACCAAAUAUAUUUUCAGCUGUUCAAGGACCAUCACAUAAUCCUAUGCCACCAACAGCUACACGUAAUCCUUCAACUGUAGCAAUGGCAACAAAAAAAACGGCACCUUCUCUUGCAACUUUACUUACAUCAAGUGCAACACCUACAUCUAAUGGUACUGGUCAAUUUAAUAUGUCUUCUAAUGAUGCAUAUAUUUUUGGAGAUAUAAGUCCUACGAAACCAACAAAACCAAAAACUACUGCACCUAAAAAUAAUAUUAAUAAAGGUGUUGAAGCAGCUCGUCGAGGACCAGCAGCUGGCGGUACAGGUGUUAAACGAACACCAAAGAAAGCUGCAGCAGCACCUGCUGCAUCUGGAUUUGAUUUUCAAAGUGAAGAAAAUUCUAAACCAAUGACAUAUGAUGAAAAACGACAAUUAAGUGUUGAUAUUAAUAAUUUACCAAGUGAAAAACUUGGCCCUGUUGUUGAGAUUAUUUAUAAACGCGAACCAUCAUUACGUGAUUCAAGUCGAGAUGAAAUGGAAAUCGAUUUCGAAAUACUUAAACCUUCAACAUUAAGGGAAUUAGAAUCGUAUAUUAAUCAUGUCAUGAAAAGAAAACCAAAUAAACAACUUAAUACAUCUGGUAAAUGA
This is a messenger RNA of Adineta steineri, 2298 nucleotides long. Lineage: Eukaryota; Metazoa; Rotifera; Eurotatoria; Adinetida; Adinetidae. The record is from the annotation of a GenBank genome assembly.